Molecule: messenger RNA, 1212 nt
Organism: Eufriesea mexicana
Lineage: Eukaryota; Metazoa; Arthropoda; Insecta; Hymenoptera; Apidae
Product: odorant receptor 13a-like
Exons: 6
Coding region: 1-1212 (403 amino acids)
Biological process (GO): detection of chemical stimulus involved in sensory perception of smell; sensory perception of smell
Cellular component (GO): plasma membrane
Molecular function (GO): odorant binding; olfactory receptor activity
Source: RefSeq, a predicted model, not a curated record
AUGCAAGAAGAACGGUACUUGGAUAUAUCGAUGAAUCUAUCGAUCAUCUUCCUGAAGAACAUAGGCAUAUGGAUGACCGACGAUCCUGCAACAAAACGUAAAAUGAAGAUAUUACUCACUUACACUGUGUGGAACACGUUGUUAGGGAUGGUCACCAUUCUCAGAGAUUUAUACUUCACCCUGUUAUACAAAGGUGAUAUUCUUUACGUGAUGUCCAAUCUUUUAACAGUGUUUAUGGGUUUCAUCAAGAUAUGUAUCAUAAUGAAGCAUAAAGAGGAAUUUCUAGGCUUGAUUAUGUAUAUGCAGGCAAAUUUCUGGAAUGUCAGAUACGAUUUUCAAGAGAAAGAAAUUUUAAGCAAUUGCAGGAGAACAUGUGCUUUCUUCGUCUGCUCUGUUACCAUUAUUGGUUUCUGUGCAAUGGUGGCGUAUGUAAUAACACCGAUAAUUGAGCAUAUGAAAGACAAGGAAGCAGAAAGAAAACAUCCAUUCAAUUUGUGGAUAAAUUUACCACUAUCGGUGACGCCCUACUAUGAAAUAACAUUUGUUAUACAGACGAUAAGCAUGUGCUGUAUCGGGAUCUGCUACUUUUGCUUCGACAAUAUUUUCUGCAUCAUGGCCAUACAUUUGGGUGGCCAGUUUCGCAUACUUCGAUACAGGUUUGCGAAACUGUGUGACACUGAACACCAGAUAUGUGAGAAGAAUACGGAAGCGAUGUUGAUGAAGCAGGUGCACAAAUUCUACGAGAAACUGAAAACAUGCAUUCGACUUCAUCAGUCACUGAUCAACUUUUGCAACCAGCUUGAAACCGUGUACACGAUGAUCAUACUUGGACAAGUGUUGGUAUUCAGUAUGUUAAUCUGCUUGUUUGGUUAUCAAGUAUUAUUGGCUAAUGCUCCUCCUACGAGACGCAUCGUUUUCGUCUUUCUUUUAAUCGGCUCGAUGUCUUUGUUAUUUAUGUUCACCUACAGCUGCAAUGGUGUGAUAGAACACAGUGAUGACAUUGCUAUAGGAGCAUAUUCAUCGUUAUGGACAGUUAUUCCGAUGAAUACACCUGGGAAAAAGCUUCGAGACGAUUUGAUAAUGGUGAUCGUACGGGCUAGACGAGUGUGUUGUCUGACUGCGAACGGAUUUUUCCCUGUGUCACUGGAAACUUACACCACGAUUUUGAGUACUGCCAUGUCAUAUUUCACACUCCUAAUGAACCACAUAUAA